GUUAUCCAUUUUGAACAGUGCUUACCCAACUCGUGUGCUCGAAAGUUGUAUUUUUCUCCAUUUCAUCGGGUUGCUGUUGAAGCUCUUCUGGAACCACCUGGAACAUUGUCGCUUGCACACAUUCUGCACUAAAAAAAGGAUUUCAAUUUGAAUAAACGGUGCUUCUCUGACUAAAUCAUAGCUGACGAUGGCUGCUGACCUCAAUGUCCUGUCGCCAAAUGUGCAUUACAGUGACGAUUACAUCCAGGUGGAUUACCAGUAUCAGACUACGUCGGUUGUUGCUAAUGGUUCCACCGGAUUCACGGUACGGCCUGAAACGACUGAGCUUAACAUUCGCACCGGACGUCGCGUACCCCGCCUAGGACUUAUGCUGGUAGGUUGGGGUGGUAACAAUGGAUCCACUCUGACGGCAGCCUUAGAAGCCAACAAGCGUGGCUUGGAAUGGAGAACUCGCACCGGUACACAAAAAGCCAACUGGUAUGGUUCGAUAACGCAAGCCUCAACGGUUCUUCUGGGAACGGAUGCCAGCGGCCAGGAUGUUCAUAUUCCAAUGAAUAAAUUGAUUCCAAUGAUCUGUCCGGAUGAUAUUGUAGUUGAUGGAUGGGACAUUAGUGCUAUGAACGUUGGUGAUGCUAUGGUUCGUGCCAAAGUUCUAGAGGUUCAACUGCAGGAUCAGGUAUACAAGAAAUUAUCCCAACUCAAGCCUCGACCAUCGAUAUAUGAUCCGGACUUCAUAGCUGCCAACCAGGCAGAACGCGCUGAUAAUGUUAUAUCGGGUACCCGUUAUGAGCAGUAUGAGCAAAUAGUGAAGGAUAUUCGCCAGUUUAAACAGAAUAGUGGCGUCGAAAAGGUGGUUGUAUUAUGGACGGCAAAUACGGAACGUUUUGCAGAAAUUAAAUCAGGACUGAAUACAACAAUGAUCGAGUUGGAGAAUUCACUCAAAGAUAAUAAAACUGAAAUUUCUCCCUCAACAAUCUUUGCGAUGGCAGCGAUCAAUGAAGGUUGUAUCUACAUCAACGGUUCACCGCAAAACACGUUUGUACCAGGGGUAAUUGAACUUGCAGAACACAAAAAAGCAUUCAUCGCUGGCGAUGAUUUUAAAUCGGGUCAAACAAAACUUAAAUCUGUGCUUGUCGAUUUUCUCGUAUCCGCUGGUAUUAAGCCAACAUCAAUUGUAAGUUACAAUCAUCUGGGUAACAAUGACGGCAAAAAUCUGUCUGCUCCACAGCAAUUCCGAUCUAAGGAGAUAUCAAAGAGCAACGUCGUAGAUGACAUGGUAGCAUCGAACAAUAUUCUGUAUAAACCAGAUGAGCACCCAGACCAUUGUGUGGUUAUUAAAUAUGUACCGUAUGUAGGUGACAGCAAACGCGCUAUGGAUGAAUACACCAGCCAGAUUAUGCUUGGUGGGCAUAACACGCUGGUAAUUCACAACACCUGCGAGGAUUCAUUGCUAGCGGCACCGCUCAUAUUGGAUUUAGCAAUACUGGGAGAGCUCUGCUCUCGAGUUCAAAUAAAAAAGCGGGCAGAGUCUGAUGAUGAGUACGUGCCCUUCCGUUCGGUCCUCUCGUUACUAAGCUAUUUGUGCAAAGCACCGUUGGUCCCAGAAGGUACACCGGUAGUGAAUUCUCUCUUCCGGCAAAGAACAGCAAUCGAAAACAUCCUCCGCGCUUGCGUGGGUUUGCCACCGCUUAGCCACAUGUCGCUCGAGCAUCGGUUUAACCUAGAUGUAUCUUCAACUGAACCACCAACAAAAAAAUGUAAAAUUUCAAACGGUUCUGUGAGUAAAGGCUCUUCGAAUGGAACAACGCAUGGGCCACUCUACACUAACGGCAAGCACUGUUAAAAACCAAAAGCAAACAAAAUUUAAUCUCUUAUAUGUUACCCACUUACCAAGACCAGGAGAGUUGGCGAGUUUGUAAGGAAAAUAAAUCAUGCAGUUUUUACCAAGAGGCAAAUAGCGAACCGUCGCUGAUGUGUUUAUGCGAAUUGCUGUAAUACACUAUUUGUAUUACGAACCAAUUAUUAUACAUCUAAUUCUACUACUGCAACACUAUACAUGUUAUAUCCGCAAAUUGUAUAGAUGUGUAUUACAAAUAAAUAUGAAAAAACAGCAUAUUUCGUUUUCAUA
Messenger RNA from Wyeomyia smithii (pitcher-plant mosquito), 2128 nucleotides. RefSeq names its product inositol-3-phosphate synthase (gene Inos). Gene Ontology annotation, biological process: inositol biosynthetic process; phospholipid biosynthetic process. The transcript has 6 exons. The record is from RefSeq and is a predicted model, not a curated record. Bases 188 to 1843 code for a protein of 551 amino acids. NCBI's taxonomy places the organism in Eukaryota, Metazoa, Arthropoda, Insecta, Diptera, Culicidae. Gene Ontology annotation, cellular component: cytoplasm. Gene Ontology annotation, molecular function: inositol-3-phosphate synthase activity.